Messenger RNA from Rhodofomes roseus, 818 nucleotides. RefSeq lists its product as uncharacterized. Bases 97 to 552 code for a protein of 151 amino acids. Lineage: Eukaryota; Fungi; Basidiomycota; Agaricomycetes; Polyporales; Fomitopsidaceae. The transcript is spliced from 4 exons. The record is from RefSeq and is a predicted model, not a curated record.
UCAAAAUCUUUUGUGCCUGGAACCCGGACAUUCUGCAGGCCUUGUUCGACACGUUCGGCCCGCAAGGCUUAACACACCUGACGCUCAGGAUACUUCAUGCCAGUCGUUACGUUGUUGGAGCCCUGUACCAACCUGCGCACGAUAACAAUCGAGCUUCUCAGCGGUGAGCCGCCGGAACACACAAAAAUCGUAAAGUGUGCCAGUGUGCUCGUAUCUCAGCUUCACUCUCCUUUUCUCGACACGAUCACUCUGAGGAUCGACAAUAAUCCAUACUCGGUGGUCUGGGAGGGUGAUGACUGGAACUUCGACCACCUCCGGAUGGUGGAUUGGCGCAGCAUCAACGACACUCUCGAACGGCCCGCUCUCAAGGAUCUACGAAAGUUCGAAAUAAUUGGGCGAGGUCCCAAAGGAGCACUCGAGGCGUGUCUGGAUGAGCUUUGUCGGAACGCUUACAGAAGAGGGUUAUUCCGCUUGACGGUGAGAGACCAAAACUCUGUUGACCGGCCACCUCAAGAUAUAAUGGUUCCGCCAACGCUUGGACGAUACGAUUGAUUGCUCGUACAUCGGCGACCGUCCUUGAGCUCCCUAUGUACUCCAUCGCUCGAGCGCAGGUACGCAAGUGACUUGCGACAUAUCGCAUGAAUCGCUCUACUCAUAUGAAGUCCCUUCGUGAUUAGGAGCAUUGGCCGGACAUACACUUCAAGCUCAAGAUCUGUUCAUUUGACGUAGUUAACUAUCGCGAAAUAUGCAUUCCCCUCAUGACUCAGAGACAGAUAUCUGUCUCCAAGGGACCGUUUAGUCGAAGCAUCGUGUCGCAA